AUGCAAAAUUAUCAAACGUAUUCAAAGGAAAUACCCCAUAGCACAACAUGUACUCCACAACUGAAAACUAUUAUUAAUACUACUACUACUACUACUACUACCACUACUAGUACUACUACUGUAGCGGCUAUAACCACUGCUUCCGUAAAUACUACCAUCGAUAGUCCUAUAACUACCUCAAGUUAUAUGAUCACGAGUAAUACUGUAACUGGUUACAAAAAUAAAUCAGAGCUGAAAUCCACCGGAGAAGUUAUUCCGUCAUAUCCAUCAUCUACUUUAAGUGUUAUUUCUGUUCUCCCUAAUUGCAUUAUUACGACUAGUAGUACAACACACCCAACCACUGAAAUAACAGAUUCAAAUAAAAAUGAAUUAUCAACAUUUUGUUUGUUACCUACUCAGACUAAUAUUUACACUACUGUUUCUACUGUCAAUAGUACUGUUAAUGAUAAUGUUGUUACAUCUAGUCCGCUGACAAAUUUAACUUCAUCACAUCAGUUCAAUCAAUCAACUUCUAAGAUAAUAUCUAAACAUUCAGAUUUGAGUUUAUUGAAACCUAAUCGACCAUCACUGAUUCGUAGAAAAGCAAAUAUAUCUGAAUCGGAUGCAUUUGAUAUUAUUAAUUCUGUAAAAAUUAUUACAACUAAUACAACAAAUAGUAGUAGUAGUAAUAAAGUAGUAUAG
This is a messenger RNA of Schistosoma mattheei, 681 nucleotides long. NCBI's taxonomy places the organism in Eukaryota, Metazoa, Platyhelminthes, Trematoda, Strigeidida, Schistosomatidae. The record is from the annotation of a GenBank genome assembly.